Messenger RNA from Lytechinus variegatus (green sea urchin), 2100 nucleotides. RefSeq names its product cytochrome b-245 heavy chain-like. Gene Ontology annotation, biological process: defense response; superoxide anion generation. The record is from RefSeq and is a predicted model, not a curated record. Gene Ontology annotation, molecular function: superoxide-generating NAD(P)H oxidase activity. NCBI's taxonomy places the organism in Eukaryota, Metazoa, Echinodermata, Echinoidea, Temnopleuroida, Toxopneustidae. The coding region runs from base 286 to 2034 and encodes 582 amino acids. Gene Ontology annotation, cellular component: NADPH oxidase complex; plasma membrane. The transcript has 14 exons.
ACACGCUAUGACGAAGGAUUUAGGGGGAAACUUAAGUAUACAGUUCUUCUUAUUAUCAGGUUGGAAGGUGUAUUGUGCCUCAAGAGCUCGAUGCAUUUGUCCUACUUCUGACAGACACGGCUGAUUGUGUUUUGAUGAUAAUAAAGCUAUUGUAAAUCAGGACUGUACACACGGAAAUAACAUAACCGGUUGUCUCUCUCGGUACACCCCUGUCAUUAGUACUGAAGCCGUCUAUCUUGGACUACACUUUCUUUCUCGCUCUCUCUCUGUCUUAUUACCAUCAACAUGGGUGAUAAGUUUCUCAACGAGGGGCUGAAAUACUUCUUUCUGCUACUGUGGUUAGGAGCAAACGUAGCCUACUGGGUAGUGACAUUCCUGGUCUACGAGCAAGGACCUCAAUAUUUCUACGUCAGGCAUAUUACUGGGGUUGGUCUUUCCAUAGCGAAAGCAUCGGGAGCAGCGUUAAAUCUGAAUAGUUUAAUAAUCUUACUACCGAUCUGUAGAAACCUCAUCUCUUUCUUCAGGGGCUCGUGUGCCACAAACACACUUUGUAGGAGGAGUGUUCGACGUCAGCUGGACAAGAAUCUGACCUUCCAUAAGACCGUGGCCUACAUGAUCGUUAUCUGGACCAUCGUCCACGUCGCCGCUCACGCUUUCAACUUCAGGAACCUUUACAACCACUAUCGGUGCGUGACGACGAACAACGAUGAACUGUGCGAAGGCAUUACUGCGCUCGCUCGCAAGUUCACGGCUCGGCCGGAAGACAACUGGUUGAAUCCUAUCCGAGGGGCCAAGAAUCUUCCAGCGGGUCUCGGUCUAAUUGAACAGGGCCUGAUCCCGAUCGCUGGUUGGACCGGAGCUGUUCUCACCAUCGCUCUAAUCCUCAUGUUCUCAUCCGCAACAGAAUUCAUCAGGCGUUCGUAUUUCGAGACUUUCUGGAUCACGCAUCAUCUCUUCAUCGUCUAUUUCGCUAUGAUACUUGCCCAUGGUGUAGGUGGUAUCAUCCGCUCACAAACAAAUCUUGAUCGCCAUGAUGUAGUGUUCUGUUCUGAAAACCUUGAUCAAUGGAGUCCAACAUCAGACAGAUGUGAAGAUCCGGUAUUUAAAGACGGAUCCGCUGCGAGUUACAAGUGGGUGACCGCUCCCCUCAUCAUCUACUUUAUUGAGAGGAGUAUCCGCUUCUGGAGGAGCUGUCAGAAAGUCACUCUAACAAAGGUUGUGAAACAUCCAUCGAAGGUAAUUGAGCUUCAGAUGAAGAAGAAAGGAUUUAAGAUGGAAGCCGGUCAAUACAUCUUUCUUAAAUGUCCAUCCAUCUCACACGUACAGUGGCAUCCAUUUACUCUUACAUCGGCCCCGGAAGAGGAUCAUUUUAGUGUUCAUAUCCGUAUAGUUGGUGAUUGGACUUCUGAUCUAUUCAAAGCUAUGGGAGCUGACAAGCCAGAGCAACAAUCACAGGACGAUCUAGCUAGAGUUGCCGUUGAUGGUCCAUUUGGAACAGCUAGUAUUGAUAUCUUCAAAUACCAGGCUGCUAUUUGUGUGGGAGCUGGUAUAGGAGUAACACCAUUCGCAUCCAUCCUUAAAUCUAUCUGGCUGAAGAGUGUCAACAACAGCGCCUCGCUGAAGCUGAAGAAGGUGUAUUUCUUCUGGAUCUGCCCCGAUACGAAUGCCUUCGAGUGGUUCUCAACACUCCUUGACUCCAUUGAUACCCACUUUACGGAGCAGGGUAAACCCGACUUCCUCAAAUACUACAUCUAUCUUUCAAGGGGUUGGAACAAUACUCAGGCAAAGAACAUUUACCUCCAGGAGGAACAGGAGAUUGACGCCAUCACCGGCCUGAGACAGAAAACCCAUUACGGUCGUCCUAAAUGGGACUCAAACUUUAAGAUGAUCGCAGAGGAGAAUCCAGGGACGAGUAUCGGAGUAUUUUUCUGUGGUCCCAAAGCCUUAUCGUCAGUACUACACGAGAAUGCCAACAAAUUCACCAGCUUGACGCCGGACGGAGCCAAGUUUUUCUACAACAAGGAAAACUUCUAAGCAUCAACGUUCGGUCGGGAUAACGAAAAUCAAACUUUCAAUCAUCGCCAACCUGUAUUUUUUUUA